CACGCAUUCCACGUAGAAAAGUGACGUUUGACGUACUGUUUGUUCUUCUCCGUACGCCCGCAGCCUAGAAGCUGAAAACGUCCUGUCAGUCAGAGACAUUUAAAUGGACACCGUUACGAUCGUGUUCCUACAUUCAGGAAGACCAACACCACCUGGUUCUGCUACCAGUGCUCUUCUCAGUUCUCUAAAACCACGAGUUGUUCGUGUUUAUCAGAAAGACCCAAAAUGACGGAUGAGGACGAGCUUUUGCAGAAAGCCCGAACCGGAUUUGAAGACCUGUGUCGGGCUCUGAACAUGGACGAAGAGGCGAGCAGCGAGGCGUGGAGGAGCUAUGACGGCAUGAGCAGGAACUUCACUCUGGAGGGCAGCGAGCUGCACUGGUUGGCCUGUGCUCUCUACGUGGCCUGCCGGUCCUCUGUGCCGACGGUGGGAAAAGGCACAGCUGAGGGAAACUAUGUGUCUCUGACCAGAAUCCUGCGCUGCUCUGAAAUGAGCCUGAUUGAGUUUUUUAGUAAGAUGAAGAAGUGGCAGAACAUGGCCAACCUGCCCCAGGACUUCUGUCAGAGCACAGAGAAGCUGGAGAGGAACUUCACCGUGUCGGCUGUUAUCUUUAAGAAGUAUGUUCCCAUCUUUAAAGCCAUCUUCAAAGCCCCGUCAGAGGAACUGUCGCGUGUUCACCGCAGCCGCAAACAGAGGCGCCAUCCCUGCACUGUGAGCGAGGUCUUCAAUUUCUGCUGGGUCCUAUUUGUCCAUGCCAAAGGGAACUUCCCCAUGAUCAGCGAUGACCUGGUGAACUCCUAUCAUCUGCUGCUGUGUGCUCUGGACCUGGUCUUCACAAACGCGCUGCUGUGCAAUGCCAGGAAGGACCUGCUCAACCCAGCCUUCACAGGGUUACCAGAGGACUUCAGCAGUAAAGACUUCAGACCGUCCUCAGGGCCAUACUGCUUCAUAGAGCAGCUGUGUGAGCUGCAUGAUGGUCUGGUGCUGGAGGCCAAAGGAGUCAAGGAACAUUUCUGGAAACCCUUUGUCAAGAAACUCUUCCACAAGAGGAUCCUCAGAGGGAAAGAGGACAGUUUGAUCGGAUUCCUGGACCCCAUGAACUUCGGAGACAGUUUUUUGUCCCUCAGUCGGCUCUAUGAGGAACAUGUUUUGGCCACCGGUAGUCUAGAUGAAAGGAUUUUCACAGGGGAGGGGGCGAAUGAAGAAAUUGGCACUCCUGGACCUUGCCUGUGGGAUGGAGCAGAGACCCAGGGCAGUGCCACCUUCAGGCUUGACAGCAGCCUGGCUGUAAGGCACUUCACCUACUUCAGAAUGGAAACAGCCUUGUUGUGUGUCUGUGUGGUAAAAUCAGCCUGCUGCUCGUCUCCUGCUCAGGCCUCGGCUCUGAAGGUUUCCACUCCUCUGACAGGGAGGAGGUACAUGUCGGAGAACAGCCUGAUGUCUCCGGUCUCGUCUGCCAUAAAGAGCAUUGGACGUCUUCACACUCUACUGUCAGGAACCAAACAUGGAACCAGCACCAAGCUGGCACAAACUCUCAGGAACUGUUCCAGAGACCCGAGUGAAGGGAUCAGUCAGCGGCUGAAGGACAUGUUGGACCAGUUCUCUGAGCGUCAUGAGGACAGUGGGAUGGGGAAAGACAUGGCGGUGAAGUAUUUCCAUCUGGCGGAGGCGCUCUACUACAGGAUCCUGGAGUCCAUCAUAGAGAGAGAAAAGAUGAUCCUGGGAGACGCCGACCUGUCUUGUAUUCUGGAGCAGGACGUCUUCCACCGCUCUCUGCUCGCAUGCUGUCUGGAGAUCAUACUCUUCUCCUACAGGCCUCCAGGAGACUUUCCACACAUCAUCAGCGUUUUCCAGCUUCCUGCCUAUCACUUUUACAAGGUGAUUGAGGUGUUGGUGCGGUCAGAGCAAGGUCUGUUCCGUGAGGUGGUGAAACACCUGAACCAGGUGGAGGAGCAGGUUCUGGAGAGUCUGGUCUGGACCAGCGACUCGCCUUUGUGGGAGAGUCUCCGUGUGGCCAAAGACCACGUCCCCACCUGCCAGGAGGUAAUGCCACCUCAGUAUCUGGAACCAAACGAUGAGAGGGGCCCAGGCAGCGUCCCCCUGACCCCCGUCGGCCCCGGAGCAGACCUUCACGCCAGCAGCUCCUUCAAAGGCAUGUCUCCCUCCCCCACCACUUUGCUGGACCGCUACAGCUCCCCGCCCACCGGCCUGGCCUGCCGCCGCCUGUUUGUUGACCCAGUGGACGGCGAUGCUGCAGUCAACUCCACCAGCUCCACCCGGUCUACCUGUGCCACACCCAUCGUGAGCAAGGUGGGCCAGGCCAGCCUGGUCGCCGCCAUCCCGGCAGGACAGACUGUGGUCACCAUGGCGACUGCCACAGUCACUGCAAACAACGGGCAGAGGGUCACUAUACCUGUGCAGGGUAUAGCCAAUGAGAGCGGAGGAAUCACCUUCAUCCCCGUCCAGGUGAGCGUCACCGGCCAAGGAGGGGCUGCACUGCAGCCGCUGACCAGCACCAUCGCCAUCCAGUCACCUGCUGCCAAAGCAGCCGGAGGUUCGCUGAGGAAAGGCUCCCUGUCCCUGUUCUUCAGAAAGGUGUACCACCUGGCCAGCGUGCGUCUCAGAGACUUGUGUGCCAAACUGGACAUUUCCUCUGAGCUGAGGAGGAAGGUCUGGACUUGUUUUGAAUACUCGCUGGUCCACUGUACAGAUCUGAUGAUGGACCGGCACCUGGACCAGCUCCUCAUGUGUGCCGUCUACGUCAUGGCCAAGGUGACCAAUGACGACCGUUCGUUCCAGAACAUUAUGAAGUGCUACCGCUCUCAGCCUCAGGCCAGCAGCCACGUUUACAGGAGUGUGUUGCUCUUAGAGCGGAGGAGACGACUCCCCGGCAGCAACGAGCAUCACUCAUCUGCAGAGCAGGAUCCAGGUUCAAUUGUUGUGUCUGGAUCUAUUCCUGGGACAUUGGCGUCUCUCUGCAGCUCUGAUGCGUUUCUCCUCCCAGCAGGUGAGGACAUGAGUCCGGUUCCCAUUCGCUCCAGCAGCACCCUGCCGGGUCCCCAGCCAAGCAGUGCCCCCUCCACACCCAACAAGAACUCCACACCAUCCUGCCCCACCGUGGGUGACGGUGAGGAGCGAGGAGACCUGAUUCACUUCUACAACAACGUUUACAUUAAACAGAUGAGACACUUCGCUCUGAGAUACUCCCCCAGUCCUCCAUCUGCAGGGGUGGAGACCCCCCCACUGUGCCCGUACCCCACCCUGAGGACUGGGUCUCCUCGUCGGAUGCUUCUGUCCAGCAAACACUCCAUUUAUAUCUCACCUCACAAGAGCAGCUCGGCCCCCGCUUCCUUCAGCCCCAGAGACAAGAUAUUUUACUACAUCUGCAGCAGCCCCCCCAACCGUCUGCGAGAGAUCAACAGUAUGAUCCGGACAGGAGAGACUCCUACCAGGAAGCGCAGCAUGGCCCUGGAGGAGGAGUCGUUCCCUAAGAGGGUCUGUCCUGACAACCACUCGGCUCUGCUGCGCCGCCUGCAGGACGUGGCCAAUGACCGCAGCUCAUCUCACACCGCGUGACCUUCACCGUCCCGUCUCGCAGAGCAGUUCAGCGUUUUAUGAUGUUUAUAGCAGGAAACAGGUUUUGUCUCUGCUAAUUUGGACUAAAACAACAUUUACCUUUAAAAUGUAAGGUUCUUUAAGUUCUAUAAAAUGUCUUAAACUCUGAGUGGAUCCUGAUGCUCGUCAGUGUUCUUGCUUUGAAACAGAGAUUUUGGGCUGUUCUGUGUGGGUCAGCGCUGCCUGAGGAAGUUCAUCUGGAAAUCAGAGUCAGUCUUUCAAACAGCUGUGAGCACUGACUAGGUGGGAUUUGAUACACAGGCAUCCACACAGUCCCAUUAUAAAAGGUGUUGAAUGUGGAGUUUCCUCAGGACGAGGAGCAACGACAGUGGAUUCAGGAUUUUACUUUUUCUAUCACAGGCUUGUUAGUGGAGCUGAAAGUCGGCUGUUCUCGUCCUGCAUUAGUUUGUUCCUCUGGAUUUAUUUUGUUCUUAAUUCUUCAUAAUUUACUACUAUUUACUGCUUCUGAUUCUAUACAAUCAUUAACAAGUCUGAUAGUAUCCUUGUUUUGUUAUUGGGUGUUUCAUUUCUAAAACAACUUAUUUAUGAAAUCUGAUCCCAGAUGUUUGUAAUGUAUCCACUGCAGUAAAGUUUAAAACAUUUCAAAUCACGUGACUGUCGAUACAAGACAAGAGCCUGUUUUACACCUGUUGUUUAAGUGCCUUCAUUUAUACUCCUGCGUCCAUUAAGGGUCACUUUGAUUAUUUGUUGUUGAAUUUAACCUUAUUCUAUAAUAACACUGUAGUUAGACCAUCAGCCGAAACGCUGGUGUUUCCAGUAAACCAUUUCACGUGUU
Messenger RNA from Betta splendens (Siamese fighting fish), 4411 nucleotides. It is a transcript of the gene rbl2, whose product is annotated as retinoblastoma-like 2 (p130). The transcript has 20 exons. The coding region runs from base 226 to 3576 and encodes 1116 amino acids. Gene Ontology annotation, biological process: cell differentiation; negative regulation of G1/S transition of mitotic cell cycle; regulation of transcription by RNA polymerase II. NCBI's taxonomy places the organism in Eukaryota, Metazoa, Chordata, Actinopteri, Anabantiformes, Osphronemidae. Gene Ontology annotation, molecular function: RNA polymerase II transcription regulatory region sequence-specific DNA binding. The record is from RefSeq and is a predicted model, not a curated record. Gene Ontology annotation, cellular component: transcription regulator complex; nucleus; chromatin.